UAUUGGCGUCAGUUCAGACGCAAAUAAAGUGGAAGGGGGGUGGGGGCGAACGCAGGAUAUAAAAGGUAACGCAAGUUCGGUCGGGAGUCAGUUCGGUGGUGUUAAGUCAACUGUUGGAACUAGUUAAUCGGCUACUUAUACAACCGCAUAAACAGUAAAACACACCGAGACAAUUAUGUCGGCAGCAGGACCCGAAGUGGUAGCUGGAACUGUGGCGGCAGCCACCGCCAGUGGGAUUUCAGCCACUAGUGUCUUCUUCGCCCUUUUAAUCCCUGCCAUUAUUCUCUACUAUGUCUACUUCCGAGUAUCCCGUCGACACAUGCUCGAGCUUGCCGCGAAGAUUCCCGGUCCCGCGGGACUUCCUUUAGUCGGAAGCGCUCUCGAUUUUAUGGGAAGUUCCGACACCAUCUUCCGUAACAUCUACAAGAUGUCAUUCGAGUAUGACCAAGUUAUCAAGCUGUGGAUAGGACCGAAACUUUUGAUAUUCUUGGUCGACCCACGAGACGUUGAAGUGAUCCUUUCGAGCCACGUUUACAUCGACAAAUCCAGCGAGUACAGAUUCUUCAAGCCAUGGCUUGGAAACGGUCUUCUUAUCUCGACUGGACAAAAGUGGCGAGCUCACCGCAAAUUGAUUGCUCCCACCUUCCACUUGAACGUACUGAAGAGUUUCAUCGAUCUCUUCAACGCCAACUCUCGCGCUGUCGUUGAAAAGAUGCGUCGUGAACAGGGCAAGGAGUUCGAUUGUCACGAUUACAUGUCAGAGUGCACCGUUGAAAUUUUACUUGAAACUGCUAUGGGAGUGUCAAAAAGUACCCAGGAUCGCAGCGGGUUCGAAUACGCGAUGGCUGUCAUGAAAAUGUGCGAUAUCCUUCACCUGCGUCAUACCCGCGUGUGGCUCAGACCCGACUGGCUCUUCGGUCUAACAAAAUACGGCAAGGACCAAGUUCAACUGCUCGACAUCAUUCACGGACUCACCAAAAAAGUCAUCAAGCGCAAGAAGGAGGAGUAUAAGGGAGGAAAGCGCAACUUAAUCGACACCACCACCGGUGCAUCCGAAGACCAGCCCAAGAGCACCACCGUCGUCGAGGGUCUUUCCUUCGGACAGUCUUCAGGACUCAAAGACGAUCUCGAUGUCGACGAUAAUGACGUUGGUGAGAAGAAGAGAUUGGCCUUCUUGGACUUGCUGAUCGAAUCUGGUCAGAACGGAGUCGUUCUCACCGAUACUGAAAUCAAGGAACAAGUUGAUACCAUCAUGUUCGAGGGCCAUGACACUACCGCUGCCGGCUCCAGCUUCUUCCUUUCUAUGAUGGGAGUGCACCCGCACAUCCAGGAGAAAGUUAUCGAGGAAAUAGAUGAAAUCUUUGGCGAUAGUGACAGGCCAGCAACAUUCCAAGAUACUCUGGAGAUGAAAUACCUUGAAAGAUGCCUCAUGGAAACCCUCCGCAUGUACCCACCAGUGCCAAUCAUUGCUCGCGAACUCAAGACCGACUUGAAACUCGUUUCCGGUGACUACACUGUACCGGCUGGUGCUACCGUGGUAAUUGGUACCUUCAAAAUGCACCGACAACCCCACAUCUACCCGAACCCGGAUGUCUUCGACCCCGACAACUUCUUGCCUGAGAAAACAGCUAACCGUCACUACUACGCAUUCGUUCCAUUUUCGGCAGGGCCCCGUUCUUGCGUAGGGCGCAAGUACGCCAUGCUUAAGCUGAAGAUUAUUCUCUCAACGAUCUUAAGAAACUUCAGAGUCCGAUCUGACAUCAAAGAGAAAGAUUUCCGGCUGCAGGCGGACAUUAUCCUCAAACGCGCUGAGGGAUUCAAGGUCCGAUUAGAGCCUAGGAAGCCUGGCGUCAAGGCCUGAGCUAGGAAAUUAUGCGAUAAUACUAUAUGUGAGCGAUUGUCUCAGGACCAAAGCUGACCGCUUCAGCUCGCCUGAGCUCCGUGUAGAGUAACGUAUCUUGUACAUGUUGUAUAUUGAUCUGAUUAUUUGUAAAACUUUACGAUACCUCAUGUAUAACAUAACAAUGUUGAUGUGUAACAAGCAAUAAAUCGUACAGGAGGUUUUUCAUUGAAAA
Molecule: messenger RNA, 2075 nt
Organism: Athalia rosae (coleseed sawfly)
Lineage: Eukaryota; Metazoa; Arthropoda; Insecta; Hymenoptera; Athaliidae
Gene: Cyp4g15
Product: cytochrome P450 4g15
Exons: 7
Coding region: 176-1861 (561 amino acids)
Molecular function (GO): heme binding; oxidoreductase activity, acting on paired donors, with incorporation or reduction of molecular oxygen; monooxygenase activity
Source: RefSeq, a predicted model, not a curated record